GAACCGGAGUUAGUCCUUAUGAAAGAAUGGUGUGUUUCUCUACAAGGUAGCGCUCGUAUAGUAAAGGAAGAUCACUCGUAUCUAUUUCCAACCCGUUAAUAUAUUUAAUGACAUUAUUCCUCCAUCUGGCCGUGGUUCUACCGAGCCCCCGAGGGCCCGUAAUCAGGUUCAUCCUACCACAAGACUCACGACAAUUUCGCUGUUGUGUUGUGACCACGGAAAUACUUUCAGUCUACUCAAGUUAUUGAGUCUUGCCGGCAACUUUAAAACUUAGAGGUGUUUUCGCGGGUUUUUUUUUGUGUUUCGUGUUAUGUUGGAAAUAUUACGUGAUGUUUUGGAUGUGAAGUGAAAUUGAUCAGUUCCAAAUGGUUCUGCAGCAGGACUUUUGGUUCUUCGAAGGAAAACUGCGGAAUUUCAACAAGGAUAGGACGUUCAUGAGAUUAGAAUGAAAAUUCAACAUCCCUGAUCCUCUUUGAACGUGCUUUGAAUAUAUGAAUGUUAUAUCAGGCACACAAUAUGUAUAUGCAAUUAUCACCUGAAGUGGUUUUAGAUCUCUCUGAUACCAAAAUGGAUGUUGUGGCGGUUUCCAAUGGACAAAUCAGAACCCAAAGAUUCUGCAAGAAAAAUACGACGACCAGAGAGAAUUAUGGAAAUCCUCCAGCCGCAUAAAACACCAAUCUCGGAGUUCAGUCGAAAAACUCUCCUACCAUAAUCGGAAAGUCCCUUAUCUAAAUUUUCCGCUGAUUGAAAUAUGGAAUUUUUGGGAGAAUUGAAUUUCCUUUCUGUAAUCGAGGAAGAACUGGAAUUCGAAACGACGGAUUAUCAGGUUAGGGAAAACUGGAACGAACUCACUGAGAAUAAAAAGAGCGACGAGAGAAAAUCUUCGAGAAUACCUGUACGUCAGGUCAGGACGCAAAUGGUUAAGAAACCUUCUGAAAAUGUUGAAGGAACGAGCAAGGAAGAUGGACCAUUGAAUGCAGAGCGGAAUUUUUCAGGGAAUCCUGUUAAAUCUAACGAUGAAGACGUUGUUGAUGGUGGACUGUACGAAAGUAUUUCGAACUCCGAAAUCUCUGUUGAUCCAGAUUUAGUCGCCAAAUAUCAAUCUUCAAGUGAAAUCGAAUUAAUAAGAACAAAGCUCGAAGAUCUUUCUGGUAUUCACAGCUUGAGAAAAUCUCUGGAAACUCUUCUAAUAUCCAAAGAGGACAAUGAUUCUAACAGAUCCAAAGACGGUCCAGAUACUCAAGUCGAUAGAGACACGAAAGUGGAAGGAAGUUGGUUAUCACCUAGCGACAACUUCGAAAGAUCGAAUCCUCCAGAUGGGGACCGAAUUGACCCCGCACCUCCCUCGCCACUAGAGAUUCCAACAGAUUCCGUGGAAAACGCCGGAAGCGACUUUUGUUCUGGCCAGGAACACUUCUAUUUCCGCGAAGCGGUCCAAAGUUUUUUACUAGCGGAAUUGGGAGAUAAGAGCUGUUUUGACAUCACGUCCUGUUCUCUGGUUCCCGCGAGUGCUCGAUUAGUUUGUAAGGAAUCUGAAGAACCUAUAUUAGAGGCCCCUGCGGAAUUCCGAAAUGGUCCGGGAGGAUCAGAGGCGAGUGAUGGAGCGUCAGAUGCAUGUCAGGCACCUCCACCGCAACCACCGUCGGUACCGGAAGAGGAAUCACCUAACCGUGACGACGACAAUACCAACUCGACGGAAACAGGCGAUACAACCCAACGAUCGGGGAAAAACGGCCCCUAUGACUGGCAGAGCCGAGAGAGCGAACGCGAGAAACAAGCCUUGGACACCGGCGGUACCGCUAGCGUCUUGGUAACGUACGCUAACAGUACCGAAGACAAUGACCAUAUAGAGCUGGAAGGUGACAAUCGAAACGUGAGUGCUUUCGAGCACGUGGGCAACGUCGCGCCCAUACAAAGACACGACAUGCUGCAAAUUGAUCGGGGAGAGACUGCAGAACCACUCGAGAGUAGCGCGGUACCACAGUCGCGUCAAUGUCAAAUUGACCGUGGUGGGUGCGGCAGCUUGGGUGAAGUUCUACGCGCGUCUGAAACAUAUGAUUGCAGUGCUUCCGAAAACCGAGCGAAAGAUGUGUGCGGGGACCGAGUUGAAGAUUCUCAUUAUAGUUCUUUUGUACCUGAUGUAUUAAGCUUCGAAGAGUGCGGAUAUAAUAGUUCAAAAAUCCCGGAUUUGUCGUGUAGUGUAAGUGAUAGUGGGAGUAGUUCGGACUCGUAUGUUAGUUCAGUGAGAAAUUUUCUGAUUGAAGAGUUUUUGGAUGAUGUACCUGAGAUGUUUAGUGACAGAUAUAAGUUCAAAUUUUCAGCUGUGGUGGGUGAUCAACUUGGUGAAGAGAAAUCUCUGGUGGGCGAACAGGACGACAAUAACAAUGUGUCAGGAAUAGAUGAACUGUUUGUUAGAAAAAACUGGAAGGAAGAAAGGUCGUCAACCGAUCCCGUCGUCCCGGCACCAUCAUCGACUCCAGCAUCCUUCUCGCCGGAAGACGGUCGUGGACGCGUUACCUCCGACGCGCACCUCCUCGGCGAUCGCCCGCCGUCGAAUCCUCCCGGAUCGAUUCACGCCGAAUCCUGUGUUCCUGCACCGGCGCCGGGGUGCAGUCCGACGAAGACGGCCGCCCCAAAAGGCUGCGUCGUGUCGAGGCAAGCUCUUCUACCAGGCUGCACCAGCUCGAACCCAGAAUUCUUCGAAACCGCCGAGAAAGACGCCGAACAAGAGCCAAACGCAGCACCAAGCCCCGAGCCCAAGAACCUCCGCUGGAGCUUCAAGAACGGGAGGUUAGUUUUCGACAGUGAAAGUGACGUGAACGACAACAAAGUUGCAGCUCCUGAUAGCAGUAAGCAGGAGGUCGAAUCUGGUGGUUUGAGGCUCAGUUCUAAGGAUAUAAACAAGAGGAUCGACGAGAACAAGUCGCGAUUGAGGUACUUGGAGGAGAAGCUGCUGAAGAAUACGGGGAUCGGCCAAGAGACCAAAGAAGGUGACGGUGGAGCAGAUGUUGCAGAACAGGUGGUCGAAGAUUGUGGACUGAAAACAGAAAGGGGCCAAGGCGAUAGGGGGGAAAGUGAUAGGACAGUGAGGACCUUGGAAGUUAAUGGAAAUGAUUAUGACGAGGAUUACGCUGAAGGAUUGACUAGCUUUACAGGUGGCGAGGAUUUCUGCCAGUUCGACGUCAGUCAGAUCAGUUCUUUCUCAUCAGUGUUGAAUGGAUAUUGCUUGGUAUACGACGAGCUCAAUCAAGGCGACGACAGCGACGAAGAGUACCACGUGAUCUCGCUAGACGAAGACGCUGAAUUAGAGGAGCAGUUCUACAUCCUGAGAAAUUUGAAAGCCAAAAUGGGGACUGAUAGUGAAAGGCCAAAGCACAACCCUGAUGCGGAGAACCUGAAAUCGCUGCUGAAGAGGCCGGGUCGAAACAGAGAUAAGAAGUCGAAUAGGGUAGUGUUUAACGAGAACAAGAAUGAGUUCUUUGAUGCGGACUACAUAAUACUGAUCCGUGAGGAAUGCGACUACGAUGACGAGGACGACGAUAGCGUCUGCACGUGUAACCAGCAUGAAAUGGUGCGCCUUACGUGUUGCGAGCCGAAUUGCAACUGUAGCGUUUACGAAGGUUAUGACCCAACCCCUCAAAGUCCGAAAUUCGCACCGCCCCUGGAAUUCGUUGACGCCGUAACUCUCAGUCCACCAGAGGGGUACAAAGAUAUGGAGCUGGAAGAGCAAGAGUUGUUCGCGUUGCAGCAAAUGGCUAGGAGAGGACAACAGAGACAUGCCGUUUGCAGAGAAUGUAGUGCCACACAUGAUGACAACGAUGACGAGGGUGAUAGUUCCCAAUCUGAUGAUGGUGGAGGACCACACUCGGAUCUAGAUGACCCUGGAGAGAGGGAGAAGACUGAUCAGAGCCAACAAACAACCCCAACUACUCCUGAAAACUGUAUAGAUGACUCCGAUCUCCACGACUUCUCGCUAGAUCGGCCACAAAUGCCUACGACGGAGCGAGGCUAUUCUUCUGACGAAGAGAGGAGGGAGGAGAGGCCGACUCCUUCGAUCCGGCUGAAUGUCCCGGCGGGAGGUUCGCCCAUAAGCGGCAUACUCAAAGGAGGCAAACUGUGGAAACAGUCCAGUUUGGACGGAGGAAAUAGCGGCAGCCUCUCCAAUAAAACGUUGGAGCUUCAACAAAAUACAGACUCGAGUGCUACAUCUGAUGAAGAGGGUAGUCAGCGGAGAUUCGUGAGAUUCAUAGAGACGGAAUCUAACGGACAAAGGGACGGAUGCGAUGGCGCUUCUGAUGAACAUACCCAAGAGGAGGUAAACAAGGAAAGGUCGGCGGAAAAUGAUAGGACAAAGCAAGAAAAUUGUCACAAUAGCGUGUCCCCAGAUACAACGGAGAUGAUGCUCACUUUCAAGCUCGGAAAUCACGUCCUGAUAUCGAACAAUAGCCUGAAGCCUAAUUCUGCAGUUAGACAGCUUUUCCCUUGCACCAAACCAUCUACUGCUGGGAAAGACGAGGAGUCGGCUCAACAAUAUCUAGUCACGGCAGAGUCUCUUCGGGCCUUCGAAGAAGCCAAAAGAUCAAAGUUGCCGCAGAUCAUUCAAAGUGGAGAAACGGAUGAAUCAAUCAAAAAGGCGAUAGAGAGGAACACCUUAAGGAGAUCGCUGAUAAGGUACGAACCAAGGAGUCGGAAGAACCAACCAAAGACGGAUAAUUCUCUCGUAGAGAGGAUCAAGCAACUAACCUGCGACGUGGAUGACGUCCAGAUUGAGCAAGAAGAGACCGAAGCACAGACAAGGGCCAGUCCUCCAGGCGAAGAAGCCAGAAAUUCUCCAGAGGUAACAGCACUGAAGCAACAGGAUAAGACGUUUUCGCCAUCAUCUUCAUCGACAUCCAGUUCAAAUGCAUCCUCAGUAUCGUCCACGUAUAAGAAAAUCACCGAUCUGUUCACGAAAAAAUCCGACAAACCCUUGGAUAAUCAGAACAAUGUAGUCCAUCAAAAUAACUCAACGCAAGAAACGAAGAUCACCCCUACACUUCCAGACCUCGGAAACGGUCCUCACGAGUUAGAUCACGCCCAUGUACCUGCUGCCAGGAUCAACUCCACAACCAACGAGUCUAGGAAACAAUUUCUCUCCUCUCUAGCGCCUCUCACUGCUUGCGUGAGUGGCAUCACAAAUGUUGAUGACUAUUACUACCAAAUGAAUAAUCACGUCAACCACGUGGGCGAGCGAGCCUCGAUGGCGAGUUCCGUGGGGACGGAGUACAGUCUGGAGGACAUCGACGAAGCACUUCGGACCGACCAGGAGGACAACAAAAGGAUAACUCCGGAUGUUCUGGCUGGUACGCCUUCCGCUUCUGAGUCCGGGGACGAGCUAGCGAUGUUUGUUCAACAGGAUGCCAGUAGGAUUGAGAGGAUUAAGAAGAAGUACCAAGCGGAAUCGAACAAAGAAGAAGACGACGAGCACGACGACUACGGUUUCAACAAGAGACCCAGCGUCCGCGGAAUAAAACCAAGAUUCGGCACCACGACUCAGAUCAUCCAAGAAAUCCAGAAUCAAAUGCAACCACCAGAAGCAGCAGCUCGAAUUUCCUGGCCUUAUUACUCAGAGAGUGGAUUAUCCAACGUGGACAAUCCAAAGGCCAAAAACCCGAACCAGAAUUUGCCGCAACAGUACCCGGCAGUUGCGCCCGAAGAGUUCAAGGCUAGAGGUUAUCCGCCACCAUAUAGACCGACGAGUUUGACUGAGGAGAAUAUGUACCAAUCGGGACAGUAUUGCAGGCAAGUCUACAGAACUAAUGGAAACCCGAACAGCUAUCCAACAGUGAUGAAAGUCGGUGCAAGGUGCAACGAAACGUAUCAGAGUCUUCCUCGUCAAAAGAGCAGCGGAAGACCAUUGUCACCUCCGCCAUCAGAGGUGUCAAGAACAUACCAUCAGACCAUGGUAUAUAUACCUUACAAUCACAUCGAAGGCUGCCAGACUGGGGUCUCUUCAAAUGUCUACUACCAACAUAGUGACUACGCAAGAGUUUCUAAUCAAAACCAGAUAAACAAAAGAUAUAUUGAACCUGUAUACCAGCAAAGAUUCCACAUGCACGUUGAGGAUCAUCACUACCAUUACAAUACGAGCGUGAUGACACAGAAUGCUCCCAAGCAACUGAUUAGAAUACCGUAUCCUCAACAGCCACACUCUGUCAACGCCAGAAGUGAAUCUCCACUGCAGUUCACUACAGCAGCGAGAGGAACGCAGACUCCUGUACCCAAUUGUAACUACUACUCCAACCCGAGGUACAGACCAGUCAGCGGUACAGUAUGGCAAGGAGACUCGAAUUACGUAAGCAAGAUGAACAGACAUAGCUUUCCUAUGGGUACCAGAUACAGCACGUCAGAUACAUCGACCGAUACUGACAGCGGGCAAGGGAUUCCAACUGUACAGAAUGGUUACAGACAGUCGAUCGAAAUAUCAUUCCCUCCUUCCAAGGACGCCCUCGGAAGCUCACCGACUAAGCCGAAAUUCACAGAGAGAGGCGUCCCAGAGGGCGCUGCUAGCGUUUCGCCUCCAGAUACCAUCAAAAUGGGUAAGAGUAAUAGCAGUACGAUGACGUCUCCGACUUCACCUCAGGGAGUAUCAAUACAAUCCCAAAAACCCAUGUUCUACGCUAUGAACGUCUGACCGAAUGAAUAGGGCCACAUCAAAAUUUCAUGGCGUUUGAAGAUCGAGGAGGUUUUUGAGAAUGUUUGACUUACUCUCUCUUUUGAAGAAUUACCUAGAGUGUGGUAGUUGACCAUAUAGGAUAAGAAACGUUCUGAUAUUCUCAUAUUUCAAUUUUCAAAAUAUAAAAAGGAAUUCCCUCAUCAUCAUAUUCCAUGAGAUAGAAAAAACUAGAUUUUUUUUCUCUUUUAUCAAAAAAGACUGGUAGUCCUUUAAGCAUCACAAGAGAAUAUUAUGAAAUUGGUCGCAAGAACGAUUCGAAUCUUAUUUGGUAAUUUCAUCCUUCAUUGUUGAAUCAUUUUUGGAUACUAAAGUACAUAAAAUUUUCUAAAAAUAUUUAUGUGAAAGAUAUUCGUAGGUUAUAAUUGUAACACUUCCUCAAUUAUGGAUACACUACGAAAUGUUUUCAGAAACAUUAAAUGUUUCUAGUUUGAAUGAGCCAUGUAAAAACUAUAAAGUAAAUAAAAAAUAUGAAUAUGUUAAUGAUGUAGGUUAUAAUAACCAACAGGCAGAACAAUUAUAGAUUAGGUUGAAAGUAUUCAAUAAAACUGGAAAAAACUUCCACAUAUCAGAACCUCAUAAAAAAACUUCAAAAAUGUCUUUAAACCUUUACAUUCAACAUCAGUCGAAUUAGAUUUUAUGAAAAACUCGAACUCUAUUGUUGAAUUAUACAGGACUGUCCACAUGGAAAGAGGAAAUGAGAAUAAGGAAAAUUCAGAUAUAGGUCUCCCAGUAUACUGAACCUUAUCUCCAAAUUAUUAUCUCUUCAGACUCACUGUAUGAUCUAUUUUAUUUUUUUGGAAAUACUUUGAAAGGGAAAAAUUCGCAUAUUGUUGAAACAUUGUUAUAAUUCUAAAUGGAACUGAAGAUGAAGAGGCAUCGUGAUAACCCAAAAACCCCAAUUUUUCCAGUUUUAAUGAAAAACAGACGAAGCUCUCCAAUGAGAGGGAUCAUUAGCGGACAGUACAUGUUUUUAAUCGUUAAAAUAAUGUAGUCAUUGUUGCCAAAAUAUGAGAUUCCAAUAUUACCAAAGUAUUAACUAGCUAGAUAAGUGUUGACCAAAAAAGAAUCAAAUUAAUAUUUUCAAGUUAUGAAUCUGAUAGUAUUGUUUGUAUAUUGUGUUGCUGUAUAUGGUAUUUCAUAUUGUGAUUCGAAUGUCCUCGAGACAAAUGUAGCUUUAAAAUAUUAAUUAGAAUCGAGUUGGUAGGGAUAUGACCCAAUGGAUUAUUCCAUGUUCGGUGCAUUCAACAAAUUGGGUCCUUACUGUUUUCAAUUAUUUUCGUUCUGUGAUUUGCUACAUAUGAAAUCCCAAUUUUCGAUUUUAUUCUUGGACAUUAUUGUUAUCACAACCAGAUAGUUGUUAGGUUCACUGAUAAUUAUAUAUCUGCCUGUGCCAAUUCGAUUUAGAUAGUUGUAACAAAAAUAUGAUAUUUAUUUAUUUGAAUGAGAUAGAUCGGUCUAAUAUUAUUUUUGUGUAGAUAAAGUUUGUAAAAAGUAUAUAUUCAAUAUUGAUGUUGCUCAGAUCCUAAUUGUAACUUACUGGAAAUGAAGAUUUGGAAUUGGUUUUGUAUUAUAUUGUACUUAAAUUAUUUUGUUAAUGUUUUUACAAUUUAUUAUUUGGUAAUAUUUUGUACCGAUUAGAGAAUUCAUUGGAAAUACAUAGGCAGUGAGAAUAUUUCCAAAACUGUACUAUUAAUAAAUAUUAAACUGAUUGUAUAAUA
Harmonia axyridis is the source of this 8433-nucleotide messenger RNA. RefSeq lists its product as uncharacterized. Lineage: Eukaryota; Metazoa; Arthropoda; Insecta; Coleoptera; Coccinellidae. The transcript has 13 exons. The record is from RefSeq and is a predicted model, not a curated record. The coding region runs from base 752 to 6673 and encodes 1973 amino acids.